Recurvomyces mirabilis is the source of this 1536-nucleotide messenger RNA. RefSeq lists its product as uncharacterized. Gene Ontology annotation, molecular function: ubiquitin-like modifier activating enzyme activity; tRNA threonylcarbamoyladenosine dehydratase activity. Gene Ontology annotation, cellular component: mitochondrial outer membrane. NCBI's taxonomy places the organism in Eukaryota, Fungi, Ascomycota, Dothideomycetes, Mycosphaerellales, Teratosphaeriaceae. The coding region runs from base 1 to 1536 and encodes 511 amino acids. The transcript has 2 exons. The record is from RefSeq and is a predicted model, not a curated record. Gene Ontology annotation, biological process: cyclic threonylcarbamoyladenosine biosynthetic process.
AUGUCAUCAUGGACAACGUGGUUGGCAGAACGAACUAAUGACAUCGCUUCUUCACAUAGGGCCCAGCUAGGUCUGACGGCAGCGGUAGCAUUGGGUAUUGGUGUCAGCGCAACGAUUGGGCUGCAAGGUGCCAGACGGUGGUAUAACAUACAUGAUCUGAAGGACUCGAUCCCUGAUCUAGAGUCUCCGCAUGAUGUCGAGAAGAUCAACAACUUCGGUGGCGCCGAGCCAGUAGAACACACAGACCAGCGAGACGAUGGAAGAAGCGCUGCCCUAGCCAGAAGAGCACGACUCGGCGACUACGACGAGGAUUUGAUUCUGGAACAGCUCGCCCGCAAUCGUGUCUUCCUCACAGAUGAUGGACUCGGCAAACUUCGCAACGCCUUCGUAAUCGUGGUGGGCUGCGGUGGCGUUGGCUCGCAUGCAGCAGCAGCAUUAGCACGCUCAGGAUGCGGCAAGCUGCGUCUCAUAGAUUUCGAUCAAGUGACUCUGAGCUCGCUGAACCGGCAUGCCGUCGCCACACUUGCGGACGUUGGUACGCCGAAGGUAGUGUGCUUGCAAAGACGUCUUGAGCAGAUAGUACCGUGGACGCACUUCGACAGCCGCAACCAGCUUUUCGACGCCAAGUCAGCCGAGAAGCAACUCGAACCAUGGAGCGACGGACAAGGACCUGACUUUGUCAUCGAUGCGAUCGACAAUAUCGACUCGAAAGUCGCGCUACUACACUACUGCCACAAGAACAGCAUCAAAGUCGUCUCUUCCAUGGGUGCUGGCUGCAAGUCCGACCCAACCCGGGUUUUCAUAGGCGAUAUUUCUGCUUCUACAGAAGAUCCACUAUCGCGUAGCACAAGGAGAAAACUGCGUCUGCUUGGAGUCAAGGACGGUAUACCCGUGGUCUUCUCAUCUGAAAAGACAGGACCAGGCAAAGCGCAGCUCUUACCCCUACCAGAAGAAGAAUUCGCGAAAGGUUCAGUCGGGGAGCUAGGCGUGCUGCCAGACUUUCGUGUUCGGAUUCUGCCGGUGCUGGGUACGAUGCCAGCAGUAUUCGGGCUGUGCGUGGCGAAUCAUGUCAUGCUCGACAUUACCGGCUACCCUCACGACUAUCUACCCAGUAAAGCACGGGACAAGAUGUAUGAUGGCAUUCUAGCACAAGUGCAAGGUUUGGAGGAGCGAGUGGCCAGGCACCUCGGUGAUGAUCCUGUAGGCCUACGUAUCCCGGUCACGGCUGAUGAUGUAGGCUAUCUGAUCGAAGAGGUCUGGAAGGGCCGAAGUGUGAUCUCUGGUCUGGCUAGCAGGCUUGCGUUGACGAGAUGGCGACAGCCUGCCGGUGAAUGGAUAGACCAUUAUUCGCCUGGUCAGAAAGCGGAUAGAUUGCAAUUGGACGACCUCGUCUGCAUGACCAAAGAUGAGAUGCUGAGACAUGAGAAGGAAGUGCUACGUGAGGGCAGGAAGCCCGAGGAUCUGUACGAGAAGAGUGUCUGUGAUGCGGUAGAGCGGCGACGGGCAGAAGAGCGUGCGUUCAGAGCACAGCGGUGA